Chlorocebus sabaeus (green monkey) is the source of this 674-nucleotide messenger RNA. It is a transcript of the gene SCGB3A1, whose product is annotated as secretoglobin family 3A member 1. The record is from RefSeq and is a predicted model, not a curated record. Gene Ontology annotation, biological process: positive regulation of myoblast fusion. NCBI's taxonomy places the organism in Eukaryota, Metazoa, Chordata, Mammalia, Primates, Cercopithecidae.
AGGCAGGGAAGGGGUCACUGGCUUCCCAGGGCCCGCCGGCCGCAGCAGGAAGUUGGCCAGGGCUCGGCCAUGAGCGGAGCGGGGAGGGCUUCUCCGGAGCAUGGGCGAGGCCGGCCCUGGAGGGGCGAGGACCGGGUAUAUGAAGCCUCGUGGCCAGGCCCGGGCAUCCGCAGGUCCCCAGCGCGCCCCGAGCCCCUGCGCCAUGAAGCUCGCCGCCGCCCUCCUGGGGCUCUGCGUGGCCCUGUCCUGCGGCUCCGCUGCUGCUUUCUUUGUGGGUUCGGCCAAGCAUGUGGCCCAGCCUGUCACUGAGCUGGAGUCGGGAGCAGAGGCCGCGGCCGGGACCCUGGCCAACCCCCUGGGCACCGCGGCCGACACCCUCGGCGCCCUCAACCCCCUUGGCACCCUCAACCUGCUGAAACUCCUGCUGGCAAGCCUGGGCAUCCCCGUGAACCACCUCGUAGAGGGCUCCCAGAAGUGUGUGGCUGAGCUGGGCCCCGAGGCCAUGGGGGCACUGAAGACCCUGCUGGGGGUCCUGACGAUGUUUGGCUGAGCCGACUGGAGCAGCUACACCUGAGGACAAGCCGCUGCCCAUCCGCGGGGGCUGAAAACCCCACUGCGGGGCGGACCGUCCCGUCCCCUUCCCCGGCCCCUCUCAAUAAACGUGGUUAAGAGCA